AUGUCUGACAAAGAGCAAACGAGCGGAAAUACCGAUUUGGAGAAUGCUCCUGCAGGAUAUUAUAGUUCUCAUGACAACGAUGUUCAUGACGUCGCAGAAGAUGAACGUCCAUCCCAUGACUCGUUGGGGAAGAUUUACACCGGUGGUGAUAACGACGAAUAUAUUUACAUCGGGCGUCAGAAGUUUUUGAAAAGCGACUUGUACCAAGCCUUUGGUGGUACUUUGAAUCCAGGUUUGGCGCCUGCUCCAGUGCACAAAUUUGCUAAUCCUGCGCCCCUAGGUCUUUCUGCCUUCGCUUUGACCACGUUUGUGCUAUCCAUGUUCAAUGCGAGAGCGCAAGGUAUUACUAUCCCUAACGUUAUCGUUGGUUGUGCUAUGUUCUACGGUGGUUUGGUGCAACUAAUUGCUGGUAUUUGGGAAAUUGCUUUGGAGAAUACUUUUGGUGGUACCGCACUAUGUUCUUACGGUGGGUUUUGGUUGAGUUUUGCUGCUAUUUACAUCCCUUGGUUUGGCAUCUUGGAAGCUUAUGAAGGGAAUGAAUCAGACUUGAAUAACGCUUUAGGAUUCUAUCUAUUGGGAUGGGCAAUCUUCACUUUCGGUCUAACCGUCUGUACCAUGAAAUCUACAGUCAUGUUCUUUCUGUUGUUCUUCCUACUAUCUUUGACUUUCCUACUGUUGUCUAUCGGCCAUUUUGCAGAAAAACUCGGUGUUACAAGAGCUGGUGGGGUCCUGGGAGUUGUCGUCGCCUUCAUUGCUUGGUACAAUGCAUAUGCAGGUGUGGCAACAAAGCAAAAUUCAUAUGUGUUGGCUCGUCCAUUCCCAUUGCCAUCGACUGAAAGGGUUAUAUUUUAA
Molecule: messenger RNA, 852 nt
Organism: Saccharomyces kudriavzevii IFO 1802
Lineage: Eukaryota; Fungi; Ascomycota; Saccharomycetes; Saccharomycetales; Saccharomycetaceae
Gene: ADY2
Product: Ady2p
Exons: 1
Coding region: 1-852 (283 amino acids)
Cellular component (GO): plasma membrane
Molecular function (GO): acetate transmembrane transporter activity
Source: RefSeq, a predicted model, not a curated record